Messenger RNA from Staurois parvus, 351 nucleotides. The record is from the annotation of a GenBank genome assembly. NCBI's taxonomy places the organism in Eukaryota, Metazoa, Chordata, Amphibia, Anura, Ranidae.
UGUGCGGGCGUGUCCUCUCCUUCACCUUCCCCCUACGCCUCUUUCUUCCUACUUCCGGUGUGCAGGAAGGAAGGUGCGGGGGAGCUGGUCUGCGGGUUGUGGCUCUGUGUUCAGGUAUCGCUCUACUCCUCAACAUUGCCAGAAAUGAUGGUAUCUAAGCAGGCCUUCAUGUUCAGCUUGGGCUCCCUCUAUCUCUCUCUUCUAUUUGUGUUCCUUCUCAUGGAUGUUUAUGCCAGGCCUGCAAACAAUUCAUCCUUAAAGGAGAAACCCCUGGACAACAAAAACGAGAAUGAGAUACUGCCCCCAGAUCACCUGAACGGGGUGAAGUUGGAAAUGGAUGGCCAUUUGAAC